Molecule: messenger RNA, 1401 nt
Organism: Knipowitschia caucasica
Lineage: Eukaryota; Metazoa; Chordata; Actinopteri; Gobiiformes; Gobiidae
Source: the annotation of a GenBank genome assembly
AUGGACUCAGACGAAGGCUAUAACUAUGAGUACGACGAUGAAGAGGAGGAAUGCAGCGAAGACAGCGUCGAAGAGGAGCCCGAAGACGACACCCUGGACCUGGGAGAAGUGGAGCUGGUCGACCCCGUGGUGGCCGGAGGAGAGAGGGACGAGUGCGGAGAGACAGGCGGAGGAGGACACGGGCCUGGGGACGAGGAGGAGGAGGACUACCGCUUUGAGGUCCUGACAGCCGAGCAGAUCCUGCAGCAUAUGGUCGAGUGUAUCCGCGAGGUCAACGAGGUCAUCCAGAACCCAGCAACAAUUACUCGAAUCCUGCUUAGUCACUUUAACUGGGACAAAGAAAAGCUCAUGGAAAGGUAUUUCGACGGAAACCUGGAUAAACUUUUCUCAGAGUGUCACGUCAUUAACCCUAGUAAAAAGCCCCGGAUUCGCCCGCCAAUCAACACCCGAUCCUCCGCACAAGACAUGCCCUGUCAAAUCUGCUAUCUCAACUUCCCCAACUCGUAUUUCACAGGCCUAGAGUGUGGACACAAGUUCUGUAUGCAGUGUUGGGGAGAUUACCUGACGACCAAAAUUAUAGAAGAAGGAAUGGGGCAGACCAUUUCGUGCCCAGCUCAUAGUUGUGACAUACUGGUGGAUGACAACACAGUAAUGCGCCUCAUCACAGACUCAAAAGUGAAGUUGAAAUACCAGCAUUUAAUCACAAAUAGCUUUGUAGAGUGCAAUCGGCUUCUGAAGUGGUGCCCCGCCCCCGACUGCCACCACGUGGUCAAAGUCCAGUACCCAGACGCCAAACCCGUCCGCUGCAAGUGCGGCCGGCAGUUCUGCUUCAACUGUGGCGAGAACUGGCACGACCCGGUCAAGUGUAAGUGGCUGCGAAAAUGGAUCAAGAAAUGUGACGACGACAGCGAGACGUCAAACUGGAUCGCGGCGAACACUAAGGAGUGUCCAAAAUGCCACGUUACCAUCGAGAAAGACGGAGGAUGCAACCACAUGGUGUGUCGAAACCAGAACUGCAAAGCAGAGUUCUGCUGGGUGUGUCUGGGCCCCUGGGAGCCCCAUGGAUCCGCCUGGUACAACUGUAACCGAUACAACGAAGAUGACGCCAAGGCAGCCAGAGACGCUCAGGAGCGCUCGCGGGCCGCUCUGCAGAGGUACCUGUUCUACUGUAACCGUUACAUGAACCACAUGCAGAGUCUGCGCUUCGAGCACAAGCUUUACGCUCAGGUGAAGCAGAAGAUGGAGGAGAUGCAGCAGCACAACAUGUCGUGGAUCGAGGUGCAGUUCCUGAAGAAGGCGGUGGACGUCCUGUGCCAGUGCCGCUCCACGCUCAUGUUCACCUACGUCUUUGCCUUCUACCUCAAGAAGAACAACCAGUCCAUCAUCUUUGAGAACAGAUAG